Messenger RNA from Aspergillus nidulans FGSC A4, 1821 nucleotides. It is a transcript of the gene trm44, whose product is annotated as tRNA (uracil) methyltransferase. Bases 1 to 1821 code for a protein of 606 amino acids. The record is from RefSeq and is a predicted model, not a curated record. Gene Ontology annotation, cellular component: cytoplasm. NCBI's taxonomy places the organism in Eukaryota, Fungi, Ascomycota, Eurotiomycetes, Eurotiales, Aspergillaceae. Gene Ontology annotation, molecular function: tRNA(Ser) (uridine(44)-2'-O-ribose)-methyltransferase activity; methyltransferase activity. The transcript has 2 exons.
AUGGCUAGAGCGCUUGCCCUGUCACGAUCUGUUCAAGUCUGUAAAUCGAGAUUGUUCACCGUUGCUUCAAAAUCAGCAAUUACUAAGCGCUGUCUCAGCAACCCCAUCCAAUAUCGAUCUGUAUCAUUAUUUGCAACCACCUACGCACCCUCCAAAGACUUGAACUCCAGACUCCACUCAGAACACAUCGGUGACACAGCGCUCUACCUCCUUCUCAACCCGGGCUUGACCUCUAGUGUACUAUUUCGCGCGGAUAUUCUGGCGCAGAGCGGAAAAUGUCCUACCCUUGCUGCUCUUGAGGCGCAGAAGCAGCAAGAGACGGAGGAGGCGUCUACGGCUACGGCUAUGACUAUGGCUCAGAAUGUUAUUGAAGAGGAAAAGGAGGUUAAGGAGCCCGUGGUGGAAAUCCCUGCGCGCGAAGUACCGGGGUUCGAGCUGCACAAGACGCUUAUCAGGCGGCUGAUUCCGCGAAACCAACAGCUGGAUAUGCCGGUUGAUCAGACGUGCCAUUUAUAUUCGCACGCGGGCGCUGUGGAGCAGAUAGAGAAAGAGAAAGAGCUGGGGAUACCCCAUUCGAGAGCGCCCAAGGAACGGUUCAUGGUGAUUUAUACGCCUCAUGUUUCGUCCAAAGAGGAGCUGCCAUAUUACCAUCCACUCGUCCGAUCGAUGGCAUUUGUGUAUGAAUUUGGCUAUACCGGCGAAUUCGAAGGACCAGAGAACUCAAUACCGAGAAUAGCAGAGAAUCCGAAGGGCACAAUGUCCAUACACUUCCUCCCUUACGAAAACGAUGUGGAUUCGAUUUCUGCUCGGCUGGAACGGUCGCUCACGAAACUCAUUGAAGUCCAAAUCCGCACUACGAAGGGCAGGCUCGAUCCCUGUAGACCGAGCACAUCAUCGCCCUAUGCGCUGAUUAAAGAUAAUGUGAUUCCGCGAAAUCGCGUGCAGGAUACAUACUCCCGCCUGAAGAAUAAGUACGCAGCGAACUUGAACGAGCGUUGGAUCGAGAGCACGGAACCAAGCAAACAUGUCUUUGAGGAUUUGAGCAUUGCGGCGUUCUUAAUAGAGUUGUGGCGGGAUCUGUAUGGGGCUGUACCUGGUGAUGAACGAGAGCAACAGAAGCAGCAAUCCUCAACGUCAAAGGUGGGCUCAGGGCAGUUCCCAGGCUUCGUUGACAUCGCGUGUGGAAACGGUGUACUUGUCUAUAUCCUCAUUAGCGAGGGAUAUUCUGGUUGGGGCUUUGAUGCGCGCCGCAGGAAGACAUGGAGUAUUUUUCCUACUGAUGUACAGGAACGGUUGAAGGAGGAAAUUUAUAUCCCGAAGCCCUUUAUGGAUGUCCUUGCUGCGCAAAACCAAGGUCCAAUCCAGAACAAGAACCAGGAUGCUUCGAUGCAAUCACCACUCUCAGAACCUCAGUCCGGGCAGAGCAAUGGCCCUAAUUCUGGCACCAGCACCAGUACCUCCCUUUCCAACCUCCCUAAAGAUACCUUCAUUAUCUCAAACCACGCCGACGAACUUACUCUCUGGACACCCAUCCUAUCAACCCUCCUCAACCCCGCAAACCCUCCCCCCUUUCUGGCUAUUCCCUGCUGCUCACAUUCCCUUUCUGGGGCGCGACACCGGUUCCGGCCCCAGUCAGCUAGGCCCUCAGCUACUCAAAACCCUCAAAAACAACAAGGCGAAAACGGGACUCAUUCACAGGAUGAAGAGGGUAGCUCAGAGGACAUGAAAGAACGAAAGGGCGAAGAAAAGGAAAAGAAUCCAGAAACAGGUGACCUUGAGCAAAUGCGGAAGGAUAAACUCGCUGCCCAAAACCCUCACUAA